UUCCCCAAGAUAGAUAGAUCGCUUCGCUAGCUAGCUUCGGUGAACUUUUCAUGGUUUUUCUUGCCGUUUGGGCGAAUUUCGCCGCUUGAUUUGGUGUGUCGGCGGCGAUCCUUCCCAGAUCAGAGAAAAAUUUCUGGGAUAAGUGGGUCAUCUCUGGAUUUGUUUAUGUUGUGGUCGCAAGGCCUCCUCGUUGUUAAAUUUUUUUGCUGUGAACUGCAGGUUUUGCUUUCCUGGAGCUUACCCCCUUUAUUUCCAAUGCUUAGCGCUUUUAGGCGAUGUGCGAAUUAUAGUGCCGUCCAGUGAUUAUUUCUUCAGUUGGCAGCAGCAGCAGCAAGCCGAAAAUAUGCAGGCUAUCUUCAUUCUAUACUGUUUGAGUAUACUUCCAUAUUGAACUUGUGUGUGACCUGUGAUGAUAUAGCGCUUUACUUUAUAAAUUGGAAUUGCUCUGCUUUAGCAGAUUGACAAUUUAGCCAAUAUCUAAAGAGCCCAAGUUUGUCUUACUCUGCAUUAGCAGAUUGACAAUUUAGCCGCGGUUAACACAUUUCAUAAUCUGUUAAAAACGGAUGUAUUGAAUCAAAACACUUGAUGAAAAAUAAAAUGGUGCUCUUCAGAAUUGUUCUGUGUGGAAAUUUGCUUUGAUGUUUCUAAAUUGAGUGUUGGAUCAUUUAAGUCUCUCAAUCCUACUAGAUGUCGAUUAUAUCUGCACCAGUCUUUAAAUGGAUUUGCAAGCACUCUUAAGUCUGAACUGCGUAUAUCAUUGGCUUUUUUGCUCUUAUAUACUCGCACAUAAACAUCAGUGACAGUUUAACCUAGAUCUAGGACAUCUAGCUAGAGUACUCAUGUAAAAUCACUGCAAAUUUCUGUUACAGAACAGUUGAGGAAUGGCUGAUGAGGAUGUUCAGCCUAUCGUGUGUGACAACGGCACUGGCAUGGUCAAGGCAGGUUUUGCCGGUGACGAUGCACCAAGAGCUGUCUUUCCAAGCAUUGUCGGCAGACCACGCCAUACUGGUGUGAUGGUUGGUAUGGGCCAAAAAGAUGCCUAUGUGGGUGAUGAAGCUCAAGCAAAGAGAGGUAUCUUGACAUUAAAGUACCCCAUCGAACAUGGCAUUGUCAACAACUGGGAUGACAUGGAGAAAAUAUGGCAUCACACAUUCUACAAUGAGCUCCGUGUUGCACCUGAAGAUCAUCCUGUAUUGCUAACUGAGGCCCCUCUGAAUCCCAAGGCCAACAGAGAAAAGAUGACCCAGAUAAUGUUUGAAACCUUCAAUUGCCCAGCAAUGUAUGUCGCAAUCCAGGCCGUUCUAUCCUUGUAUGCCAGCGGUCGAACAACUGGUAUUGUGCUUGACUCUGGUGAUGGUGUGAGCCACACUGUCCCAAUAUAUGAGGGCUACACACUUCCUCAUGCUAUCCUUCGUCUGGACCUUGCUGGCCGUGACCUAACUGACAACCUCAUGAAGAUCCUUACAGAGAGAGGGUACUCCCUCACAACAACUGCCGAGCGGGAAAUUGUCAGAGACAUAAAGGAGAAGCUUGCUUACGUUGCCCUUGAUUAUGAACAGGAGCUGGAAACGUCUAAGAGCAGCUCCUCUGUUGAGAAGAGCUAUGAGAUGCCCGAUGGACAGGUUAUCACUAUUGGAUCAGAAAGGUUCAGGUGUCCUGAAGUGCUGUUCCAGCCAUCUCUUGUUGGUAUGGAAGCUCCUGGUAUUCAUGAAGCUACUUACAACUCCAUCAUGAAGUGUGAUGUCGAUAUUAGAAAAGAUUUGUACGGUAAUGUUGUCCUCAGUGGAGGUUCAACCAUGUUUCCUGGAAUUGCUGAUCGCAUGAGCAAGGAGAUCACGGCCCUUGCUCCUAGCAGUAUGAAGGUUAAAGUUAUCGCGCCACCUGAAAGGAAAUACAGUGUUUGGAUUGGUGGCUCUAUCUUGGCCUCUCUUAGCACUUUCCAGCAGAUGUGGAUCGCCAAGGCAGAGUACGAUGAAUCUGGUCCCGGCAUUGUCCACAUGAAGUGCUUCUAAGCUCGCGGGGAAGGUUGUAGCUGUACUUAUGGUUGCUGCCAUAUGUUUGUUGAGACAUGUUUACAACGGAGGCUUGCUUCCCGGCUAUGUAGUACUGUACUAGUACAUGGUUGGAUAUACUUGUCAAAAUGUUUAAUAGUCUGUUAAUUACUGCAUUGUAUGGUCGUAAUGGUAUACCUGAAGGAAAAAUAAAAGGACAAUAAAAUAAACAUGUUUUGUUCGUUUAGGACAAUAGAAACUGUAGAGUGGCCUUGGUAUUGCAGGCCGUAUAAAGCAACGAAAUGGAACAUAAUAGAUGUACUCAGUAUU
This is a messenger RNA of Brachypodium distachyon (stiff brome), 2321 nucleotides long. Its product is annotated as actin-7. The record is from RefSeq and is a predicted model, not a curated record. The transcript has 4 exons. Bases 882 to 2012 code for a protein of 376 amino acids. NCBI's taxonomy places the organism in Eukaryota, Viridiplantae, Streptophyta, Magnoliopsida, Poales, Poaceae.